Molecule: messenger RNA, 3388 nt
Organism: Haliotis rufescens (red abalone)
Lineage: Eukaryota; Metazoa; Mollusca; Gastropoda; Lepetellida; Haliotidae
Product: location of vulva defective 1-like
Exons: 15
Coding region: 21-2366 (781 amino acids)
Source: RefSeq, a predicted model, not a curated record
UAAUUCUCGUGCAUUCAGUCAUGAAGGUUCUCAUAUGCCUGUCAUGUUGGGUGGCGUCCGUCUUGACCCAAUUAAACCUAGCAGGGAAACCAUUGAGUGCGAGCUCAGUGUAUGAAGGAUUCCCACCAGAACACGCGAUUGAUGGACGCUUGGAUACAUCUUUUGAGUCAGAUUACUCUGCAACCGGACACGCCUACUGGCAAAUUGAUUUAGAAAACAACCAUCACGUCAAACAAAUAACCAUCCUCUUUCCAUCCUUUGAAGGGGCUGUGGCGGAGAACAGAACAAUUUCCCUCUCCUCGGAUUCGAGUUUUGAUUCUGCCCAUACUUUCCUGUGCGGUCAGAGUAUCGGUGAAGGUGCCACGACAUUCACCUGCCAGAGGCUGUUUACAGUACGAUACGUCCGUGUCUCCACCGACCGUCCCCCACUUUCUCUUAUUGAGAUAAAAGUGUAUGUAGAGGACUCAGUACAGUCGCUGUCUGAAGUAAACCUAGCAGGGAAACCAUUGAGUGCGAGCUCAGUGCAUGAAGGAUUCCCACCAGAACGCGCGAUUGAUGGACGCUUGGAUACAUCUUUUGAGUCCGAUUACACUCCGACCGGACACGCCUACUGGCAAAUUGAUUUAGAAAACAACAAUCACGUCAAACAAAUAACCAUCUCCUUUCCGAAGUUUGAAGGGGCUGUGGCGGAGAACAGAACAAUUUCCCUCUCCUCGGAUUCGAGUUUUGAUUCUGCCCAUACUUUCCUGUGCGGUCAGAGUAUCGGUGAAGGUACCACGACAUUCACCUGCCAGAGGCUGUUUACAGUACGAUACGUCCGUGUCUCCACCGACCUUCCCCCACUUUCUCUUAUUGAAAUAAAAGUGUAUGUAGAGGACUCAGUACAGUCGGUGUCUGAAGUUGACAUAACCGGUAAACCGGUGACUCAAAGUUCUACAAUACCACAGCAUCCGGCAGUGCUAGCAGUGGAUGGAAACUUUACAACCAUGAGUGUUACGGAGUCAGGAUCGACAGCUUACUGGAUCCUGAAUUUAGAGCAACCUUACACCAUCAGAAAAAUACUAAUUGCGGUUCCCGACUUUUCGAACAUGGUGAGUGCCACCAUUCACCUCUUUGAAAGUGACCCUUCAGUCGCCAGUGGAUUGUCCUACCUGUGCGGUGAAAUCGCCAACAAAGGGAAUUCAACAUUUGACUGUUCUGCCUCCUUUCUACCACAGUAUAUAACAGUGUAUCAUGCAUUACAGGUCAUGAUCAAUGAACUUCAGGUAUUUGAAGAGAUACCAACUCUGGGAUCAACCUCUGUGACGCCAUCUUCUAUUGAACCAUCCCCUGCGACUGUCACAACCACAAGAGAGAGACAGACAGAGAGCACGACCUCUAAUAUGCCAUCAUCACCUGCGACUGUGACUACCACAACACCAGCACCGACUACAGUGUCUCCAGAUACGACUCCUCCUGUGGCGCCAUCCCCUGUUACAUCUUCCCCUGCGUCUGUCGCUACCACAUCACCAGUACCAACUCCAUCGUCUUCAGUAAACCUAACAGGGAAACCAUUGAGUGUGAGCUCAGUGCAUGAAGGAUUCCCACCAGAACUCGCGAUUGAUGGAAGCUCGGAGACAUAUUUUGUGUCCGAUUACACUCCGACCGGACACGCCUACUGGCAAAUUGAUUUAGAAAACAACCAUCACGUCAAACAAAUAACCAUCUUCUUUCCGUUCUAUGGAAGGGAGAUGGCGGAGAACAGAACAAUUUCCCUCUCCUCGGAUUCGAGUUUUGAUUCUGCCCAUACUUUCCUGUGCGGUCAGAGUAUCGGUGAAGGUACCACGACAUUCACCUGCCAGAGGCUGUUUACAGUACGAUACGUCCGUGUAUCCACCGACCUUCCCCCACUUUCUCUUAAUGAGAUAAAAGUGUAUGUAGAGGACUCAGUACAGUCGGUGUCUGAAGGGACGACCUCUAAUAUGCCAUCAUCCCCUGCGACUGUGACUACCACAACACCAGUACCGACUACAGUGUCUCCAGAUACGACUCCUCCUGUGGUGCCAUCCCCCGUUACAUCUUCCCCUGCGUCUGUCGCUACCACAACACCAGUACCAACUCCAUCGUCUUCAGGAGCUGCCUAUAAGGCCGUGCGUGGCCACACCCUGGCGACUCCAACUGACACGAUGACGGCUCCUUCGGCAACCACGUGCAGCAUCUGGUGUCUGCAGAGCCCCGGGUGUACAGCCUUCAGCUUCAACAAGGCACUGCUCGUCAACAACUGUAAGAUUGGAGCAAGUCAAAGCACCGUGUUAAGUUCAGGUUGGACUGCCAACAUCAAACGCUCAACCUUGGAGAUUCGUAGAGUGGGAUAUUCAUGCUCUUAAACGAUAAUUAGAUAAACACUACCAGGGUUAGAAAUUGCAAUUAGGACAUUUUAGUUCCAUUAAAAGCCCUUGAUAAAUGAACCUAUUUUUAUAAAUGCUUAGAUCGAUUUUCUGGCAUAAAAAAGUUUGUGGUUACAGAAAACAUCAGUGUCAGUUCAAGUAUUCUCUUGAGUGUUUUUGGCCAUGGGGUUCUCGUUUUUUAGAUCUGACUCCAAAAUAUUUGAAACCACAUUGUGACUGUGGCAAACGUAUUUUCUAUAUUUAACUUUAAUAUAAUAACUGGAAGGUCAGAAAAGAUAUCAGUUGACGGAAUCAAACCUGCAAACCGUUUUAAGCUAACAGCCACAUGCUUUAGGUUGAAAAAAAACUGUGCAGGUCUAUUAUUUAUAUAUCAGAAGUAUAGUCAAGCGCUUGCCUCAUACCAUGGUUGCGUCAGUUGAGACGGGCGAGUCACAUUAAGAUAUAGUUCAUGUAAGCUUUCUGUGGAGAUAAAAGCUACUAAUUUACUCAACUCACUCACUCAUUCACUCAACUCUUACUUUGUAAAACAAUACUGUAAAACACGCCUUGAUAACAACAGAAUGUUUUAUUAUUUUGAACAUGCAAAACAGACAAACCAUUAUUUUUGCACGUUGGUGUGUUUAAGCCACUUAAGCUUAUUCAAAACAUUGGAAUAUUCCUCCCGUUGCCAUGGUACAUAAAACAAUCUCAGUAAGCUGCACAUCUACAUGUACUUUGUAAUUCGUGUGAUCAUAGAGAAUAUGUACUUCGUCCCCUUGGACCUUUAUGAUGGGCUUUUGUUGUUUUCCUACGGGUAUAAGCACUCUUUAAAAGAUAUAAGCACUCUUUUAACGAUGUGAUGCACCAUUGACUUUCUUCAGCCGAGAAGCGAUUUACAAUGGCAUGGAUUGUACUUUAUUAACCAACAUUGUUCAUUGGCACAGUCGAUAUUGGUAAGCACUCAUUUAUUGAUGUCUUGUCAAGAAAGAUGGAAUGGUUCACUUUGGCCAAGAAACAAUUUA